Venustampulla echinocandica is the source of this 4926-nucleotide messenger RNA. RefSeq lists its product as uncharacterized. The record is from RefSeq and is a predicted model, not a curated record. Gene Ontology annotation, biological process: carbohydrate metabolic process. Bases 1 to 4926 code for a protein of 1641 amino acids. Gene Ontology annotation, molecular function: chitin binding; hydrolase activity, hydrolyzing O-glycosyl compounds. NCBI's taxonomy places the organism in Eukaryota, Fungi, Ascomycota, Leotiomycetes, Helotiales, Pleuroascaceae. The transcript is spliced from 30 exons.
AUGCAAAGAAGAGUCGCAUACUACGAAACAUGGGCAGAUACUCGAAGUUGUGAUAAAUUCAAGCCCGAAGAUAUUCCAAUACAUGCCAUUACUCAUCUCAAUGUCGCAUUUGGGACACUUGGAGCAGACUUCAAGAUUGGGGCGGAAGAUGAAUCUAUGAUCCGCCGAAUUACAAAGUUGAAAAUGCAGAACCGAGCACUGACAAUCUUUAUAUCCCUUGGAGGCUGGGUUUUCAAUGACCCUGGACCGACUAGGACCCGAUUUUCUGACAUGGCGGCAUCACCUUCAAGUCGAACAACGUUCAUCGAUAGUGUCAUGGACUUUUUAGAAAAGUACGGACUUGAUGGUAUUGAUAUCGAUUGGGAGUAUCCUGAGGCAGACGAUCGUGGCGGUAUUAAGGCAGACUAUGAUAACUAUCCCCUCCUCAUCAGCAAUAUGAGAUCCUCGUUCGACAAGCGUGAUCCUUCAUGGGGUAUUUCUAUGGCAAUUCCAGCAUCGUAUUGGUACCUUCAGCAUUUCGACGUCAAGGCUCUCCAACGAAGCCUUAGCUGGUUCAAUCUGAUGUCUUAUGACAUGCACGGUAAAUGGGAUCAAUUCAACGAAUACACCGGGCCAUGGGUCUUUGGCCAUACGAACUUAACAGAAAUAGAAAGUGCGCUAGACCUGCUCCGGCGUAAUGACAUCGACCUCAAAAAUGUCAACCUAGGGAUAGGGUUCUAUGGCCGAACAUACACCCUAGUUGACUCCCACUGCACGGAUCCCGGAUGUGAAUUUAAUAAUCCUGGUUUGGCUGGUGACUGCUCUGGCGAAGCAGGAAUUCUUACUUUUCGAGAAAUUGACAGGCGAAUCCACAGGCUCAACCAGCAUGAAUUCUAUUACGAUAAAGCAACCAGCAGUAAGUGGAUGGUCUACGAUGCCAACCAAUGGAUAUCAUAUGAUGAUGCUCAAAGCUUUUCUGAGAAACGCACUUUUAUGGACACUCGAUGUCUUGGUGGAGUAAUGAUAUGGGCGAUAGACCAAGAUACCGAGGACUUCCAAGCUCUCAGCGGUCUCUUAGGUGAUGGAUUUGUAACUGAUGCUCUUAUUGAAGGCGGCACAAUGAGCGAUGAAGAGAAAGAAUCCCUGGCUCGUGAAUUGAGCGGUCUAUCUGGCGAUGGAUGCUACGUCAGUCUCGGGUGCAGUGGUGAAGGUGUGACCGACACCGUAUAUUCUUCAUGCAACAAGGGCUAUGUUCCCACCGAAAGAGUUCAUAGUCCAGGCGGUUCUGAUAUUAACAACUAUGGGCCACUGAAUCACGAAACCCGAUAUUGCGAAGUGGGUCAGUGGAAGACUGUGUGCUGCUUAGCUACCAGCCCGGCACAAAACUGCAAAUGGAGAGGUGGGCCUGAAAGAAGCUCGAUGUAUUGCGAUGGUGGACUAGGGGACACGACUUGCGGGCCAGAUCAGUUCGAGCUGGUUACAGAUAAAUUCACAAGUGCGGAAGGUGGAGCGAUAUGUGCGAGCGGUCUCAGGUCUCUCUGCUGUGAUGGGAUUCCAGAAACCGAUAAAUGUCGAUGGACUGGUUGUUCUACAACACUAGACUGUGAUUUCGAGACUGAAGAAAUAGUUGCGACUCGUGGAGAUUUAGAUGGCGGUCGUCCUUGCGCCAAUGGUAAUUACAGGACUUACUGCUGUCCAAAACCAUCCUUGAGUGCUGGUGGUCCUAGAGCUAAUCGUUACAAGAACUGCGUUUGGAGUCCUAAAGUACCAACUGUUGCUCAAACCCAGACCGACCUCCCGUGGGCAUAUUUACCUGACUGUAACAUGGGAACCUCUUGCCCUAAAACACAAAUUACCAUGACCAAGGCUAGGAUGCCAGACCGUUAUCCGCCCCAACCGGGAUACUGCCAAUGGGUUGCUCCUGGUCUUGAACAUAGACUGUGUUGUGACCCACCAAGAAACGUGCAGCUUCCCUUUCGCCCAGCUGAUAUUUUUGCAGAUUCUCAUGGUGGGGAUGACCUGUACAUAUACAAGGACAACUACGGCAAUAAUGAUAGGGAUCCACAUGGACCUGACGAGCAAGAUUAUGGGGAUGACCCCUAUGGGUUUAUCCUCUUAGACGGCGCUGAAGAUGCAUUACAAGGAAGUUUUCCUCGCAACUACAUCUUUGUGCACGAUGAAGACGGAUCUGGGUUGCCCCUCAAAACGAGGGACACCUUCAUGUCCAAUGAUCCACACUUGAUGAGUUCUACCUUCGAACAUGAAGAGUCUUGGCAUUAUGUCUAUUGCCACCCAGGAAGGGAUUCGGAGUGUAGCAAAGUGUUCAUCGAUGGCGCUCAGGAUACGAUCAUCACUCUCCCUCGGCAUAUCGGAUCUGGACCUUACGCUAGAAUUGUAAGCAUGGAAUUGGUGGAUCAUAAUGUUCUUCCCGAUUACCAUUUGGGGAAGAGAGCGCUGGAGAAAGACCAUUCCCAAGUAUAUAAGUUGGUGUUUGACUACGCAUUUGACCGCAUUAAGAGAUCGACAUCAGUCAAUAUUCGGGUUGAUUACACAAACAUGGUCGACUACUGGGACAAAAUGACUGGGUUGGAGUCCGGCAGGGGCUCUGGUGUGUCUAGGAGGAGUGAGAAGCGGUACUGGGGAGAAUUCGUAGCCUGGAUCAAAAGGUUUAAUGAGGUUAAACUCUCAGACAUGGGCAACCUUCCAAUGAAAAUAAAGAAAUCAAUCCUUCUCUACCGAUAUAGGGUAGGCUGUCCGCGUGGAACAAGUGUUCUAAAGGCUGGGCUCGAUAUCACAGCUAAUACUGACAUGAAUAUGAAUGCUCGUUGGGCCUACUAUGUCUCGGGAACUAUUGUCCCGCUUGACAUUCAUAGAACAUACGCUUAUUUCGGCGUUCAACCUACAGCACAGCUGACGAUAGAGCUGAAGGGAAGUGCUGAAAUGACGUAUCACAGUAAGCCUAUCAAGUUGAUUGACACCUUGGCCUGGCCGGGUCUAGCCAUCAAAGGAAUCGCGGCCAUUGGUCCAACAGUCGAUCUUUGGGGACAGAUGAAUUCCACCAUUACAGUUUCAGGUGAAAUGAGGGCUGGAGCCAAGGUCGACUUUCCUCAAUACGAACUUUUCUUCCCCCAGAAUGACGAAUCCGAAGAGUUCCAGAAGUGGCUGGAGCCAAACAAGCAACAAGAACAACAAUCAGUCCUAACACCAAUCCUUGAUGCUUCGGUUACCGCCCACGUGGGUCUCGAUUUGACUAUUACUCCAGAGGUAAACUUGGGAAUCUCCGUGGGAUUGAAAUCUGGAACCAAAGUUGUUGAUGCCCAGAUUGUGGCCUUUGUAAAUAACACGCUUAGUUUUAAUGUUGAGGCUCAAGCACAGGGAGGGAUUGAUAAUGGCGGACACGCGAGUGCAAGCUACAAGAUUUGGAUUGAUUAUUUCUAUAAUUUUGGCAUCGGCGGCCACGCAACAUUUGUGAGCUUUUUCAAGACAGCUCUCAAACCACGAACACUAUGGGAUGGCAAAGGCCAAUCAAUCCGCCUAUGGGAGCAUGAAGGUUCGGUGAGUACCGGCACGCCGCCUCGAUCGCUCACAGGGUCCACAUACUGGAAUGACACAUUGGGUGAACCCAUAGGCUUAAAUGACAAUUGGUUCCGAGAUGAGGAAGCAAAUUUCGAAUCCUCAGGACUACUUUCCAAGAGACUUUCAUUAUCGGAUAUCUCGGCUUUCGGAAAGGGAUUACUGCAAUGUAACGACGGCGGUGCCUGUUCAGCAGGUAAAUGCAAUGGCGACGCCUGUGAGAUAAGUACUCAACCGGAGGGUACCAAAAAGCGAGCAGACGACCCUGACGACCCUAUGGAUAUCGAUAUCGAUCACUGCAUCACCGCCAUGCCCGCCAUCAUGUAUAACUGCAAAUAUUUCCCUGACCGGUCAUUGCGCCGCACAGCUGGUGGACCUGAUAAAGUCUUCCCUGGGAUCUGUCGUAAUAUCCUCGACCACUUCGCCAACGCUGGGCUCGGAUCAGGGCCAAUGAUGCUCUCUUAUGAUGGAAGUAGCGGUAAUGAUGCUAAUCGAGACGCUAUGUGUGGUUCAAACGUCUUACCCUAUACGGAAAACGACGGUAACGGCAACCCCAUCCAGAAAAUGCAAUCUUGGCGAGCAUUCUGUCAGAAAGACUCUGAUGAAUUUUCUGACGCGCAAGGAGGGCCACGAAUUAAACACGGAAAUGAGAAUUGGUCGUCUUGUGACGAGUUUCCGUUCAAUAGCGUUGAUCAGGGAGGUGUCGGGGUUAGGGCUUGCGUACCAGGAUAUCAGCAACAAAUCCAAGGAACCUGUAACGGCUUGUUCAAAUUCAUCGAUCAGAACAUUCCUCUAGUCCCCAGCAUUCCAAACUGGAGACGAUGGGAUGCAAACUGGAAAGGAGCAGCCCGACCAGGCGGCUGGAACAACGCAAAUCCGAAAACCAAAGACUUCACCUUUCACCUCUUUUCUUCCGAUGGCACAACAAUCCCAGGGAGAAACUCUGCUUACCAAAUCUUCGACCACGUUCUCGUUGCGGAUCCGCAGAUUCCAGGUCUCGAAACUGACAUCUCUCUCGUCAUUGCAGCAGUGAACCUUGGGGGUAAUCCAACAUACAGAAUCACGAGGAACAAUGGCAACAAUGCUUAUUGCGACUCGGGAUUCGCAUUAAACUCGGCGAGUUGGGGAAAUUAUGUCAGCGCGAAAGGUUGUAAAGUAAAGUUCGAUACUCAGGCCGCUUCCACCAAAUUAAAGCGUGGAAUCCAGCCCAGUACUGAUGAUAUGGUCAAGAUCACCUCUGUUGAACUUGAUCCUGCGGCCCCUGAGCAGUGGAUUCGCGUUAGUGGCCCAGGCGAAUCGAUGGACGACCAGCAAGGAACCGCGGGGAAGGGAAUUAAGAAGGAAAAGGCAUUCGUUGUUUCACAGACACCAUAA